GUGGUUAUAACUUAUAAGAGAGCGAGCGGCGGCGCGGCGCACACUGGCGCGGGAGUCGAGCGCCAUGUCUACCAGGAGGCUGCUACUCUUCUCUAUGUUGAUAGCUGCUGUCUUUGGAGGAAAAUCUAAGCCGGAAUUCAGUGAAGAAAUCAAAGAAAUAAUUCAGCAUGUUCACAACGAGUGUGUGGGGAAGACCGGCGUGGCGGAGGAUGACAUAACAAAUUGUGAGAACGGCGUGUUCAAGGACGACCAGAAGCUCAAGUGCUACAUGUUCUGUCUGCUAGAGGAGGCCAGUGUUGCUGAUGAGAACGGCGUAGUAGACUACGAAAUGAUGAUCAGCUUGAUACCCGAGGACUAUACAGAAAGAGUUUCAAAAAUGAUAAUGGCCUGCAAACAUCUAGAUACACCAGAUAAGGAUAAAUGCCAAAGGGCGUUCGAUGUUCAUAAGUGUUCUUAUGAAAAGGAUCCAGACCUGUAUUUCUUAUUCUAGACCAUACAUACCUAACACUGACGGGACGGUUAAUUAAAAUAUGAAUAAGGAGAAGACUUCAAUUAAAUCUGCAAAUUAA
Plutella xylostella (diamondback moth) is the source of this 569-nucleotide messenger RNA. RefSeq names its product general odorant-binding protein 83a. The record is from RefSeq and is a predicted model, not a curated record. Lineage: Eukaryota; Metazoa; Arthropoda; Insecta; Lepidoptera; Plutellidae. Gene Ontology annotation, molecular function: odorant binding. Gene Ontology annotation, biological process: sensory perception of smell.